This is a messenger RNA of Xyrichtys novacula (pearly razorfish), 11252 nucleotides long. The record is from the annotation of a GenBank genome assembly. Lineage: Eukaryota; Metazoa; Chordata; Actinopteri; Labriformes; Labridae.
AUGACCGCGCACGCGCCUCUGAGGAGGAGACUCAGGCGUGGUCGCCUCCUCUUCUUCGUCUCAGGUGUGCUGCUGUGUCUCAUCUACACUCUGACCCUGAAGGCCAGGCUGCAGGAGCCGCCGGCCUCCCUGCAUACAGGAAAUGAUGUCAUGGAGGUCAACAUCAGGAAGGCGAGGGCGUCCAAUGAGACGGAGGAGCCGGAGAGCUCCAAACCUCCUGUGGUGUUCGUGGUGAACAGGACAGAUAUCGAACAGUGUAUCUACGUAGAUCCUCAACCUCCACCUCCUCCAACCACUCCUCCCCCUCCCCCUCCGCCAUUCAAGCGCCCCCGCAGGAAGGGAGACUAUCCUGAGGACCUCUUCACAGUGGAGCAGCGUCAGCAAGGCUGGGUGGCUCUUCAUAUUGUAGGUAUGGUCUACAUGUUUGCAGCUCUCGCCAUCGUCUGUGAUGAGUUCUUCGUCCCCGCCCUGGAGGUCAUCACCAACAGGCUCGAGAUCUCUGAUGAUGUCGCCGGGGCCACCUUCAUGGCGGCCGGAGGAUCCGCCCCUGAGCUCUUCACCUCCCUGAUCGGAGUCUUCAUCUCCCGCAGCAACGUGGGCAUCGGCACCAUCGUGGGCUCGGCGGUCUUCAACAUCCUCUUCGUGAUCGGGAUGUGCGCCAUCUUCUCCAGGGAGAUGCUGCACCUGACGUGGUGGCCGCUCUUCAGAGACGUCACCUUCUACAUCCUGGACCUGAUCAUGCUCAUCGUCUUCUUCCUGGACAACAAGAUCCUGUGGUGGGAGAGCAUCCUGCUGCUGUGCGGCUACAUCAGCUACGUCAGCUUCAUGAAGUUCAACAGUCAGAUCGAGAGGGCGGUCAAGACGCAGAUCAACAAACACGUGAGCAUCGUCAAAGUGUGGACCGCCGAGGAGCCCGAGAAGGUCAGUCAGACACAAUGUCAGCAGCUACAGAAGAGAUCACACAGUUUUCAUCAGUCUGUGUCCGUUAAAAACCAAAAACAGAUCAGAACUUCUGCAUCAGGGUUUCAUCAGCUUCAUCAGAAAGUCUGUUGACAUGUUUCAGAUCAGAGUUAUCUGCCUGAAAUUCCUCUAAACUGCCCAUAUUUGACAAAAACUUUAAAGUCAGUUCGUAAAAUUAAUCUGUAAAAACGUAACCUUACAGUUCAUCAAAACAGUCAAAGUCCAGAGUGUCUGAUUUCUGUUUUUUCUCAGUUACCUCUGACGGUGUACUGCACCUUUAAAAUUGUGGAUUAUUGUUAAAUCAAAAAAAGUCAUUUUAAUUGACCAAUAAUUCAAAUAAAUCCUCAAAAUUUGUCAUGAUUAGAAGUAUUUUGUUUGCAUAAAUAUCUCAAAAUUAGAUUUAUAGACAGUUAACAGCAUGAUGUAAAGUUUCUACUCUUCUAUGUUGUGCUGUGUAUAAGAUCAUCCCGAUUAUAUUUAAAACACGGCUAAAGCUCUCGACUCUGACCCACAUGUUAGGGGGAUUUUUGUAAAAAUCCUGUCAACUUUUUCCAGCUUGUUUUAUCUCCUCUUUUAUUCGUGCUCCUGCUGGUGUUGUUCUCCUCUUUUGUGCGGUAAAGGUAGUUUGGAAAACUCACAAAAAUUAUCCUCCUCAAAAAUAAUAAGAUCUGAAAAAAAUAAUUCAAGUUUGAGUUACUGAGCAGCCGCUGCAGAAAUGUUGUGUACAGUGGCCUGGAAGUGUCAUAUUCAAAAUACUUUGCAAAGGAAAAAAAAACACAAAUGCAGUCAGCCACAACAUGAGCACAAAUAACAACAACGUAAGUUAGUAAUCUUCCAGCUGAAUCAGAAAUCAGAAAUUCCUCUCCGAUACCGAUACUGAUUAUUAGGGGGGAAAAAAUCCGAUUACAGAUUAAUCGGACGAUUUUUUUUAAUUUUUUUUAUGAAGUUACAAAAAAUAUGUAUACUUCAGUAUACUAUAUACUGUAGAUAUACUGUAGACUACUGCUUUUCACACCAACAAGAAGAACGACUGAUCAAACUCGGACCAGAAAAGCGUUUUCAACAAGCCCUUCUGGUGUCAUUUUUUGUGUUGUAGCCGUUUGUAUUUGUGUUUUUUUCUUUUGCAAACGUUUUGAAUGUGUGAAUUUCCUGACAUUUCCCGAUCACUGUAGUCGUGUCCACAGAGUCGACAUAAACCAAAAAAAUCCUCACUGGAGCUUUAAGUUGAUGCAACACUACAGACGUACAUGAGCUGCUGCAAUCAGUUAAAGCUGCUGCAAGUGACUUUUGGUUUGCACUGACUUUGGCGCCCCCCAGUGGACAGAGGGAAACUUCCUUUACCCUUAUCCUGUAUGUGUCUCACAGCGUCUUUAAUGCCAAUAUGUUUGCAGACAGUCAUACUAAUGUGUUUCCUUUCUUGAGAGAAUAGAAGAUUAAUUCAUGGACACGUGUGUCUCUGCAGCAGGUGAUACCUGACAGACUUCAUCUCUGCACACAGGACGCUUUUGUUUCCUUUCAUGUGCUCACAGUUGGGACGGCUGCUGCCUGCUCACUCGCUCGCUUACAGAGAGACAGGGAGAGAGAGAGAGGGACAGUGAUUUGUGGGUCUGAACAGGUGACAGUCUGUUUGUGUGAGAGCCUUUGAUGAUGCUGAACAGAGAGGACUCCAGGUGUCAGUGUGGUGAGGCUGAAACGUCACAGCUCGGAAACAACAACGUGAGGACAAAAACAAAAAAGACUGAUAAUAACUGAAGCUUGAUUUUCUGCAGACUGAACAUCCUGCUGCACAGAGAGCAGGAAAUGUGCGGGUCUGUGAUUAACAUUCAGCUCUGAGUGUUUCAGAGACGUUCUUCAAUUAUAUGUGUGCAAAGCGUGAGUGCGGACGGUUUCUCCUUGAGUUCGACGAGGCGUGCCGACACAUUUAUAACGAGUCAGAAUCAGUGUGAUCAAAAUAUCCUCUUCCAAGAAUCCACCCUGCUUUUUUUCAUUCAUUAAUACAACAUGUGUUUCAGUUUUGCACAUAUUUGGAGUGUAUCUCUGAGGAAGACUACCUGUCGAACAAAACAAAAACACAGUGAUGGAAAAAAGAGCACCACCUUUUUAUUUCUGCUGCUCUCUUGGUGAAAAUUGCUCGACUUUUUGCGACUUUGCUGAGCUCAUCAUUCGCCACGUUUACAUGUGCAAAAAUUUGAGGGAUCUGAAAAUCUGAAUCCAAUGUUUUUAUGGGCGCAAAAUCAAAUGAUCUGAUCAUGACGUGCGUAUUCAUACACCAAGUUUUAUUCAGAUUAGAAGCAUUUGGACAUGCGCAGAUUUGUCUGAUUUUACUUAAACAACCGCAGAAGAAGAAGAGUUGUAUCUACGCCUGUGCUUUCAACAAACCAACAAACGUGGUAGUGGCUCACUCCAUCAUAUUCAGGUUGUCACUAGAUGGCGCCCUUGCUUACUUAUUUUACUGUUCUGUCAAAAGUUGCUCUGUGCGUGCAGAUGUGAUAUCAUUACGCUGUUUGUACGCCUUGUUAUGUUAUCGAAGGAGCAGACACGACACCUGUGGUUGUGUUAAUAAUGAAACGUCCUGUUCUGACGUCAAUAAAUAAGCCAAAGGCUAAAGAGUGAAGACCAAGUCAGGUUAGAGAGUCACGAUCAGAAUAAGUGUUUACAUGGACGCGUUUCGGAAUAACAAUCGGCAUAAACCAGCCCUCUCGAUCAGAAUACAAUUUCUUUCCGAUUAAGCCGAAUCGGAUCAGAAUCUUCCGAUCAACAUGUUAACAUGACGCAUUAUUAUUCCGAUCAGGCCUUUAUUCCGAUUAUUUGUGCCUAUGUAAACACAAUCAUGAUUUGACACAUCUUAAAACCUAGAAAAACUCUGAAUUCUAAGCGGAAAAACUCGUGUUUUAGCCACCAGAUAGAAUAACAGAUUUAACUCUGAGUAUUUUUUCAGUGUUUUUGCAUUGAAGCUCUUUCACUUUAAAUAUAAUUUGCAGUAUGUAAAGUCAGGAUGCAGUAGUAAUGAAAACAUCGACUCUAAGGCUGAAGCUGCUGCCUGAUGGGCUUGUUUGCUGAUCAUGACAAAUGCACUCUGUACAUACUGUCCUGCUGGAGCGAUCAGAUUACUGCUCAGUCCUUUGUCAGGUCCACACAAGCUGAGCUCUUCACUUUACUGUAAUCUGCUCAUCUGAGACCCACCAGUGUUUUAAGAGCAGGGUGCAUGUAUGUCAGUUUUCACUCCAACUCCAAGUAAGAGUGAUCAGAUACAGAAGACUGCAGGGAAAAGUCAGGAAAACUCACAGCCAACGUGGGGGAGAUGAAAUUUAAAUCAUGUGAUGUAAAUGUUUACAGUUUUCUGAUCAUCUGUCUUUCACUUGGUGCACGAUACAGUGAUGUCCAGUACAUCCAACUGUUUGUAUUUACUGACUUUACAGGAGAGUGAAGCUCCAUCAGCACCUCCUCCUCCUCCUCCUCCUCCUGCUCCUCCUGCUGCUCCAGCAGAGGAUCAACCCAAACAAGAGUCUGAACCUCCUCCGAUCACCCCGCAGUUCAACAGACAUCCACAGGAGGACAGAGCAAAACUCAGGGUACUGAGAGUGGAAGUUUUUAUCAGAACAAGAGUUUGACUUUAUUUUACUCUGAUCAUUUCUCAUGUGAGAUGGUUUUAUUGUUUAGUUUACAUAUUGGUUAUUAGUUAGAUAACUUCGGGUUUUGUUUCUUGCCUUAAAAUUUUUUAAACUUUAAAGUUAUUGCUGUCGACUGAUCUCAGAGUCUGUGUCCACUCUCCCGUAGGUUCGUCCCGUCCUGCAGCGAGGCGGCAGCACAGCCUCUCUCCAUAACACCUCGCUGAGGAGCACCAUCUUCCAGCUGAUGAUCCACACGCUGGACCCUCUGGGAGAAGGUAAAAACCACAGACAGCAUCACUGAACCAAAUCGAGUUAAACGUAUUGAAAAAGCACAAAACAGGCACGAGGAAGAAAAAUGUCGACUAUUCCAGGCUGUUGGAGCAAAAAUGUCCCUCUUGGCCCACCGUAACAGCUUGGGAGAUACAUUUUUAUUUUAGAAGCUCCAAUGGGAUGCUUCUCCUAAUUUUUAUCGAACAUGCGUGUGCAACACAAAAAAAUAAACUGAAAACAAACAAAACCAAUGAGAAAAUUUGAAACAACAAUAACAAUAAUCAAAGCAAAAAAACUAAUAAAAAUAAAGAUCCGCUUUGUGCAGAUGAUGUGGUACUUCUAGCUUCGUCGAGCAGUGACCUUCAGCUCUUGCUCGGGCGGUUAGCGGCCGAGUGUGAAGCGGCAAAAGGUCGGAAAAAGGAAGAUUGUUUUCUCCAGGUCGGAGGGGCGGUCCUGCCUCAAGUGGAGGAGUUCAGGUAUCUCGGGAUCUUGAUGACUAAUCUUUCUCUGAAUGGACGUCUCGAGGAGUCGUAGUGAAGCUGCUGUGACUCAUUUCCAGAGUAACACGAUGACCUUCAGCCUCCUUCGUUCAGACCGUCCACGAUCGUCCCUCGCCCUCGCAGCACUCGGCCACCGCUGAGCCUUAAUCAGCUUUUAAAUACACGCUAAUAAAAGCUGGAUCAGAGCCAGCAUGCUAACAGAACAAGAUUACAGGGAGGGGGUCAGCGGGACGGACCCGGGCCUGAGGAGAGCGGGCGAUCAUUAGUCUUCGGUUUUAAUCUGACAUGACAUAUCUGACAUGCAAUGUAAGGCACACUGGGGUAAUUAUAUAAAAAAGGUAUUAAUGCGACUCAGGAGUUGAAAUUUCUGCUGUGGGUUUCCAUCCUAGAGUCAGCGCUAAGAGGGGCGCAGAAAACCCCAGGUCCGAGGAAAACCAGGAGAGGUAAGAGCAGGAAGAAGGUUCGGCUUGAUGGUUUUAGGAGUUUUUGUAUUUAGUUGCAUGAAACUAAAGUUGUCAUGGAGGCCGAUGAGACAGAUGUUGUCGUGUUUGAAUCUCUACCAAUCAGAGACGUCUUUUAAUGGUGAUGUCAGAGGGGAGGGGUCAGGACAGAGGAAAGGUAAGCUGCUGCUUUUGUGUUGUUGUUGUUGUCGUUGUUGUUGUUGUGCGUAAACUCGUUGCAGAUGGUCGUGGUGUUUCAUAUUUGAUGGCUGUUUUCCGUUGUCGGACGUUGCUGCCAGUUUUUGUGUGUUCGCCUCCAGUUUGUUUGUGUCUUGUUGUCGAAGUUUUUCACACACUGGCUAUUUAAGUUUGACUGCUUAUAUUUCAUUUGACACAGAAAUUAAAGAAUGGCAGUGAUACAGUAAUACAAGGAGUAGGGCUGCACGAUAUGACCAAAAAUAAAAUCCAGAUUUUUUUUUCUCUGAAACUCGAUUUUUGAUUUUUUUAUUCAGUGACAACUUCACCAAACUUCACUUUAAAAAUGAAGUUUUUCUAUCAUCUCUCAAAAUGAAUCGAAAACGAUGUAGUGCAUAUGCCAAGCCAGUAAGUGGCGCUGUAACGCUGCACAGGAAAUGCACAAAAGACAGAAGAAGAGUACAGAACAUGUGUAUAAAGGUUGUUUUGGUCGGACACAUUCAGGCGCCAUAAAAGAGUUACGCUGUGUGUCACAUGAUCGUUUCUAGAUAUGCAGAUAGACAUCCACACGGAGAUGAAAUGGUCGUCGUUUACAGAUUUAUUCACUCUCUGACCUGUUUUCAAAAAGUACCGUUUACAGUCACCUGAAACGCCGUUUCCGUGUGGAUGAAACGCUGAUACGACAAAAAACUUUUGCGUUUACUCCUGAAUUCGUUUCCAUGGUGACGGGUUGAUACCGCCUUCAGACAGACUUUGCAGUGGGGAGUGGUUUACUCUUCAUCUGAAACUGUGAAGUCGGACCAAUUCAACACGACUGACUCGCUCUUGUCCUAUUUAACCACGAAAUUAUCGCCUUCUUUUGCAAACGCCAUGUUUGUUUACACUGGUGUGUGUGGGAACUGGGGGAGCCUGCGGUGGCCUGGAGGCACGAUCAGAAAAAACAAUUUGACGAUUUAAAUUUUUUUAAUAUCUUCAUAACUAAAUGAUUGAAUUACGAUUUAAAAUCGAUUUAUCGUGCAGCCCUAACAACGAGAUCCCAGCCUGUUUAGCAGCAAUGUGGCCGCUCUUUAGCAGAGCUCUGGAUAAAGACCUUUUAUGGUUUCAGUCUUAAUAAAGCAGCUCUACUAAACGGCCAGUGUGUGUUUGAGUGUGAGGUCUGCUCACAGACGAGGUGUUUUUGGAUGAUUAUAAAAAGGUUCAUGUUUACUGGGCGAUGAUUCUCUUAAUUGCAGCAAAGAACAAAGUCAAACCUCUGAACGCCCCUGUCUCUGGGAAAACACAGAGCAAGUCUCAUCACUACCACCCUGAAGGUGAGUCAAGAUUACUUCAAGAUACAAGAUGACUCAUUAGGAUCAGUUUAGGAUCGGUUUUUGUGAACCAAGAAACAAAAUGUACGUUACAGUCAAAUCCAGAGGAGCUGCAGACCCUAAAAGACUGUUGGUGUUUUGAUCAUCAGAGUCGGUUUUAAGGGUCAAAGAGUUUUUUUCUGCAAUCAGCGCAGACUUUCUGUCGGCGUGGUUGUGCGUCACAGCGUGUAGUGAUUAGGUCCUUCAGACCCCGAGGUUUGCAGUAAAGUGGGACUGCAGGCUGUCUGGAGAGGCCUGAAGGAUCCUGAACCAAUCAGAGGGAGGAUUAACAUGCAGAUGGGUCUGUGUUUGUGAGUGGGUGUGUUUCCCCUCUUUGUUGAAGCAUGUUUAUCUGCAAACACUCCAAUCAUUCGCAUCAUCAGCUCUUCAAGAAUCAUUUCAUCAGAUCAAAAGUAAAAAUAUAUUUUUACCUAAAAUAUGAGAAAAAAAGACUUUUAGUCAGUAAAACUAAAAACAUGAUGGAUUUAAAGAAACAUCUUCAGGUGGUUUUCAGUCUUUGGUUUGUUGGUUCAUUAUUUAGUAUGUGUUGAGGUCCUCUGGUGGGCUGUGACGGUACUGCAGGUCAUCCUAGAGUUCAAUAAUCCAUGUUGCUGAUUUGCAGUCUGUGCAGUUUUUGAAACUCUUAGCAGGGAUUUACAAACGGUUUCUUUCAGAGGAGUGGACCAUUCUUACGGGACCCAAAUCUACAAAGUUCAAUAAUUGGAUUUAAAGGAAGAUUUAACGCUGCACUGUGUUUCGAAUGGAACUUUUAGCAGGUUUCUCUGUGUGAGGAUGUUUUUUUUGGGUGAUUUUUACAUCUUACAGUUUCCCUUUUUGCUCAUUUUUUGGUGCUAUGAAAGGACCAAUUUCAUCCCUUUUUUUUUGGUCAAUGAAAUGAAGUUGUUUUUUUAGGUGCUCCAUUUUAGUUACACAUAAGAAGAGGAAGAAUCGACUGUGAUGUGCCCUAGUUUUUCCUGCUGCUGUUUAUUCUUGUCUAGAGUGAGAAGUGACUGAAUUCAGACCAUAAGGUGGCGCUAGAGAGGCGCCUGUUCUGCAAGCAUCGAUGGAAAGACACAUCUGUAUUAGCUUAAAGUCACUCCAUUAAUCGGGAUGAUGAUGGUGAACACAGAAACUCUUAUUUCAGGUGUCUGUCAGAGACUUAUGAGUCAAAAAUUGUCCACUACCUCCUCUGAUUUAAUCUUUAUUCUCUCUUUUUUUUUCUCAGAUGAUGAUCCAAAGACAAACACUGAGCUGUCCGGUGCAGCAGGGGGCGCUGCAGCCGAGCCGUCCACCUCUCAGCCUCAGAGGACUGAAGAGAUGAGGGAGAGGACGGCCGGAGAGACGAGCAUGUCGAAGGUUCUCAGAGAGGAUGUCAGACUGAAAAAGAAAUAAUCCAGAAAGAUCUUCAUGAUUAGAUUUUUUAUAUAAGUAUCUGCUUGUAAUUUGUUGUCUUCAUGGUUACUCAAUGGGAAUUUUACUCAAAAACUUUGUUAAAGUACCAAAUUGAGGAACUUUAGACUUUUCAUGCAACGUUCAGUUUUUACAUAACUGCAUAAGAAUCUGCGAAAUCAAAACAGUGAUAAUGAAACUUCUUUAGUGUUUCUGAUGUGAUGAAGAGUUCAGACCUCUCGUAAAUCUGUAUUUAUUCUCCUGUAUUCUUGUUUGACUCUAACCCUGCAGACAGCAGCAGGCGGGUCGGAGGGCUCAGAGGGGAGGCCUGAGGACGAGAGCGGUGAUGAGGAGAGCAGUGACUCCAGCGACAGUGAGGACGAGGAUGGAGACAAAGAGGAAGAAGAGGAGGAGGAGAACGAGCCGUUGUCUUUAGCGUGGCCUGAAACCAGAAAGAAACAGGCGACGUAUCUGUUCCUGCUGCCCAUCGUGUUCCCUCUGUGGCUCACGCUGCCCGACGUCAGAAACCCGGUGAGUGUGAAGAAAUUCCAGAGUUCAGUCGAGUCAAAUGUUUGUCACAUCUCAGAGUUAAUUUUUGUAAAACCAAAAGACCAAAUAUCUGCAGCAUUGUAGACAUUUUUAAUAUUUCCAGGCGUCAAAGAGAUUUUUCAUCAUGACGUUUGUCGGCUCCAUCCUGUGGAUUGGAGUUUUCUCCUACCUGAUGGUUUGGUGGGCUCAUCAGGUGGGUUUUUAUUUCAUACAUAUUUACAUGAACUCUGACUCUGAUUAAGUUUUGGACCAACUCCUCCUCAGACAGCUCUUACUCUAAUUUGUCUUAUUCUUGUUUUGUUGUACAGGUGGGCGAGACUGUGGGCAUCUCAGAGGAAAUCAUGGGUCUGACCAUCCUGGCAGCCGGGACGUCGAUCCCUGACCUGAUCACCAGCGUGAUCGUGGCCCGGAAAGGUUUAGGAGACAUGGCCGUGUCCAGCUCAGUGGGCAGCAACAUCUUUGACAUCACUGUAGGGUAAAUCUGAACCAGCUCUAAGCUUAAAAUGAGGUUUAAUUAAAGAAAUUAAAUAUAUGAAAUGAUUUUAAAGGACAGAUAAGACUGGGUAAGAAAAGUCAGAGGACCUAACAUUAAACCCUGAGGAAUACCAAAAGUGAUAUUUCUUUAUCUUUAUAUUAAAACUUAAAAAAAAAUCCUGAAAAAAAUGUCUUUCUGGCAAUAAAUCAGACGUAAACCCAAGAACUUCUUACUGUGAGGCAACAGUGCUAAACUACUACACUACAGGAAUGUUCCUGUUGUGGUGAUUCCAAGAUAAAUAUGUCACAGGAUAGUAUGAUCAAAAAUGUCAUGGUUUUGUAAGGUAAAAAUAUAAUAGAUAAGUUUAAUAAAAAGGUCAUAUUAAAAAUAUGGUAAAAAAAUGUCAUAGUAUAGUGAGAUAAAAAUUUCACACUUUGGUAUAUAAAAAAUGUCAGUAUAGUAUAACAAAAAAAAUUACAGUAAAGUAUAAUAAAAAACAUAUGAUAGGAUGAUAAAAAUUUCAUAGUAUAGUAUGUUUCAAAAUCAUAGGAAAGUAUGAUAAAAUAUCAUUGUAUAGUACAAAAAAAUAUAGAAUAGUAUGAUUAAGAUUUCAUAGUUUAGUAUGACAAAAAAAUUAUAGUUUAGUUUAAUGAAAAAAAAAACAUAGUAUGAUAAAAAGUCAUAGCGAGAUUGAAAUAUCAUAGUAUAGUAUAAAAAGAAAUCACACCUUAGUAGGUUAAAAAGAUCAUGUUGAUAAAAAUACCGUAGUAUAACAAGAUAAAAACAUCAUAGUAUAGUAUGAUUUAAAAAAAAAACACAUGACAUUACAUUAAAAAGUGACACAUUAUUCUAGUAUAGUACAUUAAGAAUGUUAUAAAAUAGUACGAUCGAAAUGUCAGUAUAUAGUAUAGCAAAAAUAUUAAGGUAUAGUGGGAUAAAAAAAGUCAUAGAAUAUUAUGAUUUAAAAUCAUAGUAUAGUAUGAGAAAAAACAUUGUAUAGAAUGAUAAAAAUGUCAUAGUAUGGUAAAAAAAAAAAUCACGGUAAAUUAUGAUUAAAAUGUCAUAGUAGAGUAUUAUUAAAAUGUCAUAGUAUGACAAAAAAUCAUAGUAAGUUAUAAAUAAAAUGUUAUAGUGGAGUAUAAAAAAAUAAGUAAUUCCUGAUAUUUCAGUAGGGCUCUCACCUGCUGCUAACAGUUUCGCCUCGGGCCCUGAUAAAAUGUAUGUGCGAUGUGAACCUAACCAGACCUUGUCUUCUCUCUGGUUCCAGUCUGCCCGUCCCCUGGCUCUUGUACACUCUGUUACACAAAGGCGACCCUGUUACCGUCAGCUCCAACGGCCUGUUCUGCGCCAUCGUGCUGCUCUUCCUCAUGCUGCUCUUCGUCAUCAUUUCCAUCGCCGCUUGUCGCUGGAAAAUGAGCCGGAUGUUGGGACUCACCAUGUUCGUGCUUUAUUUUGUGUUCCUGGUCCUCAGCGUCCUGCUAGAGGAUCGAACCCUCACCUGCCCCAUCUCCAUCUGA